AAAAGACUGUUUAAUCGUACUUUUCUUGGGCAACUGUCGUAAUUUCCCUUUGUCCAAAAAGGUAAGAAGAUCAUCUGAAUUUUAAUUUUCAUUUGUCCGAAUAAAAGUGUAAUGUCAGUUUACGCAGUAGAAAUGCAGCUCUUUUUUUUCAUAAAUUGACAAAACCAUGCCUGAAAUUGCAGAAGUAGAAAGUGCAAGGCUUAGGAUUCAUAGGCAAUUGGUAGAAUAUAAAGUUAUCAACGUAGAAACUGUUGAUGAUGCACUAGUAUACCAUGGAAUAUCUUCUGAGGAUUUUUCAAAAAGUAUCACGAAUAAGACAUUGGCUGAUACUAAACGAUGGGGGAAAUAUUUUGUGCUAUUAUUUGAUAAGGGACCUCAUAUCGUUGCACAUCUUGGCAUGACAGGAGGCAUUCGUUUUGAACAUGAAGAAAAAGAAUGGCCGCCUCGAUUUUGGAAGCUUUUGAUCACCUUUGAGCAUCCCAUUACAAAAAAGGUGAUUAAUUUUGGAUUCAAGGACCCUAGAAGGCUUGGAAGAUUAAGACUGGUGGAAGGGAAUCCAUUAAAUUCCGAACCGAUCAGUAAGUUAGGGUUUGACCCUGUACUUAACUUACCACCCUUUGAUGACUUUUCAAAGCUGGUUCUCAAGAGAUCUGUGCCCAUCAAGGCUCUCUUGUUGGACCAGUCGUUUUCUGCUGGUGUUGGUAACUGGGUCGCAGAUGAAAUACUAUAUCAUGCAGAGAUCCAUCCUGCUCAGUAUUCGAAUACACUAACCACAGAUGAACUGCAGCUGCUCUAUGACAAGAUGAAGUACGUUUGUGAGACCGCAGUGGCUGUUGAGGGGGAUGAUUCAAAGUUUCCAGACAAUUGGUUGAUGAAGUAUCGCUGGAAUAAGGGGAAAGGGGCUGGAAAGGGUAUAUUGCCUAAUGGGCAAGUCUUGAAAUUUGAAACUGUUGGUGGUAGAACAUCUGCGUUUGUUCCAACAAGGCAAAUCUUACGAAAGACAAAAGUAACUAAGGCUACGGUUACUACUACAACCACAAAGAUAACCAAGAAAAAAAGAUGUACAACAGUUGAAGAAGAUGAAGAACAAGACGAGAUUAAAACAGAAUACAUCAAGAUCAAAACGCGUACUCAUUCAAGGUAUAACUUUAGAAAUAAUAAGGUGGAGAAUAAAGAUCUAUAAUAGCUUGAUUGAGUUUUUUCUCUUUAAUCUAAAUAAUCA
This is a messenger RNA of Rhizopus microsporus ATCC 52813, 1222 nucleotides long. RefSeq lists its product as uncharacterized. Bases 167 to 1183 code for a protein of 338 amino acids. Lineage: Eukaryota; Fungi; Mucoromycota; Mucoromycetes; Mucorales; Rhizopodaceae. Gene Ontology annotation, cellular component: nucleus. Gene Ontology annotation, biological process: base-excision repair. The transcript has 6 exons. The record is from RefSeq and is a predicted model, not a curated record. Gene Ontology annotation, molecular function: DNA-(apurinic or apyrimidinic site) endonuclease activity; DNA N-glycosylase activity; zinc ion binding.